AUGAAUUCCACAGUGGAGAAUUUCAAUAUAGGUGCAAGGGAGCCAUGCUACAGCAGGUGGAAAAUAUAUCCAACAAACACAGAUUGGCUACCCCCUCUCCCACCUUCACAACAACCCCAAGGGACCCACAGCCACCAGUUCUUACCAUCAGCACUGCGUGGAGUCCAGGCAGCCCUGCAGCGGCCUCCUCAGGAGCUGGGCUGUGCCCCAGGCCUCCCUUCACUCAGCUGCUUCCUGUGCCCAUCACCCUCAGCUACGGGGCCCUGGAAUGUUCUGUGGCCCAGUGCCAGCGUCCAGUUGCUAACAGCCAACUACCAACCACCAGUCAACAACUGCCAACUGCCAGCUCCUUGCCUCCCCACCACAGUGAACUUAUCUGGUCUUCCCGGUUCGCAGGGCCUCAUCUCUCCCCCAGGCCAUACAGGGCAAGACGCAGCCUCCCAGCAGCAGCCUAGAAAGACUCCAGCAUCUGCUGGUGCCCCACAGAAAUCACCCACACAUCCUAAGCAGGGGGCUGCGACGAUAUGUGGGCAGAGUAAUUGCCCUUCGCAUGGGCCAGGAGAGUCAAGGAGACCAUUUUGUGAGGUGGAGGUGACAGCUGGACUGGACUCACGCCCUUGCCCAGAGUCUCCUUCUCUGGGGCAUACAACUCAAUGCAACAGCAGCCAUCCAUCUUACUGCAUGCCAACGCAUUUUGAGAUGAAGAAAAGGCUGAACCAAGCUUUUAUAGAGAUUUUGUUUUUCACGGCUUGAAGUUAUUUAGUGAAAAAGCAAACUCUUGUGAAGUUUCAUCUUGUUUUCUUGACC
Numida meleagris (helmeted guineafowl) is the source of this 807-nucleotide messenger RNA. RefSeq lists its product as uncharacterized. The transcript is spliced from 2 exons. NCBI's taxonomy places the organism in Eukaryota, Metazoa, Chordata, Aves, Galliformes, Numididae. The coding region runs from base 1 to 753 and encodes 250 amino acids. The record is from RefSeq and is a predicted model, not a curated record.